Messenger RNA from Diachasma alloeum, 2215 nucleotides. RefSeq lists its product as uncharacterized. Bases 1450 to 1923 code for a protein of 157 amino acids. The record is from RefSeq and is a predicted model, not a curated record. NCBI's taxonomy places the organism in Eukaryota, Metazoa, Arthropoda, Insecta, Hymenoptera, Braconidae. The transcript is spliced from 4 exons.
AAAUUCCCCAUUUUUUGCUACCCGGUUACGGCAUCUCCAGACAGAGUCCUGGUGGUCACCACAUGUGCGCGUAACGAGACCGCGUCAUCCUCCGGUCCGCUUUCCUUUUUUUUGUACAUAGACUUUUCCGUAUGCCUUUUCUUGGCCAAUUGCAGUCUGGGGAAAAUACUUUCCAACCAAUACAAUUUUAGAAAUUCCUUCCAACCCUGAAUUGCAAGGCCCAUAUACCACCUCAUGAAAAUCUUAAACUUUAGUCUUCUCCGAACAGUUCACAGAUUCGUCUCGUAAACUUGGUGAUAAAAUUUUCUUAUAAAUGAAAAAGAUCUUUAAAUUCAUUAAGAGAACGUUUUUCUUUCAAUCUCGAAAAUUUCAACGAAAAUGCUUUUGAAACCCCAAUUUUAUGAAACUGCCGAUCUUUUCUUCUAAUACGUUAUUACCACAGUGAACAGUUCAUUAUUAUAGAGUGACUUAUUAUGGAUUUUUGUGAGUGAUAUUAUUGGGAAGCUGAGAAUUAUACUGGACGCUGUAGCGGAACAACGCAGGUAAAUAAAAAUUUCCUCCAUCAUUCGGGUAAAAAAGAUAACAAUGAGUUCUGAAGUAGAGUUUUUAGACAUCCCGCAAGUAGAUUCCUUUCAAUUCCCUUUAAUUUUUCUCAAGUUUGACAUAUUUUAGGAUUUUUCAUUUCUUUGUUCAUUCGGUUUUUCCAGAAGAGAAUGUUGUUCAGCUCGAGAAACAAUAAAGCCUGAAAACAUACAUAAUUUUUUUUUCUCCGAAUAUUUUGCUUUAUUUCAAACAUAAUUUUGCCACGGUUUCAGUUCUAUUAUCGACAAUUUGGAAGGCUAGAAUUCGAUUUUUUCUUAAAAAUUAUUUUUCCGUUGAAGACAAAAAAAAACCAUAGGUACAGUCCAACCUCUACGCGAGAUACGCCAGAGACUGUAGAAUUCCCAGAACUUGUCUUUUAUUUCGCCACUACUCUGUCGAGAGGAAAGGGGGGACAAUAUUGUAGCCCAAGUGGAUCUUUUCAUCAUGAAAAAAAGACUGCUUUUGUUGUAAUCUUGUAGUGAUUCCCAGUCCGAAUACAUCAUAGGUGCCGGGAGUCAUAGAAAUUCAUUUAGCCGAAGAAAAAAAAAUUGAUUUGUUCUGAGGUAUUGAUAUCCUGUACUCACCGGCGAUAUAUACAGUCCUUAAUUAGUCAUCACACUCUUAUAUGGUUCCCGCGUAGUGUAUAACGUAUGAAAUACAAUGAGACACCCUGUACAGAGCCCGUGAAUGUAACUAUCGCAGCUUCAUCUAAUGUAGAGAUUGGACUGUUAGUACACCGAAUUAAUAAACAUUGAAAUCUAUAUUUGUUUCCUUUAGGCAUCAUAAUGUUCCAGUGCAGGUUCUGCGAUUACUCGACAAAUAAAUUCCGGGACUUUUCAAGCCACAGAAAAUUACAUGCAAGUUUGAAUGGCAAUUUCUUCUGUGGAUAUAAUCGAAAUUCCAUUGAUAUCAGUCAUAUUUCGACUCAUCGUUCUUCAUUUUCAAGAAAAAGAAGAUGAGUUAUUUCGAUUUGAAGAAGAGAACUUGACGGAUGAACAACUCCUGGAAAACAUUCCGAACCUCACUCCUGUUCUUGUCAUAAAAGGGCGAUCACUUUAUGACGAGACUGCAACACACGCAGUGGCACUGGACAAGAAAAUCUUGAUCCCAGUGAACGGAGUUCUUGAUGGAAUUUUAUUGCUGUUCUCCCUUUACUACGUUUUCAGAGUUCUGUACCCAGACACACUCUCCCGUACUUUGGAAUUCAUUCAGAGAUGUUUGCUCAGAAUGAAUCCCAAAACUGGACACAAGAGAGCAUCAAAAAAACAGAAGGCAACGCCUUUUGACCUGAAAGUCAAGAAAUUCAUCGAUGGACUCCAGCAAUAUAUAGAACAUCCCUAAAAGCAUGAAGCUCACCAUAUCAGCAUAUUUUGAACGGAGGAAAUUAAAAUGGGAAAUCAAUGAAUUAUGCUGAAAAAAUUCUUGCUAGAUCUUUGCUAGGGAUAGUUUGAGUGCCAUUAUUAUUUCGACUAAUUUCAGUCAGAUUCAUGAUGAAUUUAUGUGCAAUUUCCAUUUAACAAAAAUAAUUAUGAAACAUUAUGAAAUAAUUUAAUGACUUUUCCGAAUAUUAAUGGAUUGAUUUUACUUUCUCAAUACUUUUUCUUAAUAAAUUUAUUGGUGUUGAUCGUGAGAA